This is a messenger RNA of Vigna umbellata (rice bean), 1561 nucleotides long. Its product is annotated as aspartate-glutamate racemase family. The record is from RefSeq and is a predicted model, not a curated record. NCBI's taxonomy places the organism in Eukaryota, Viridiplantae, Streptophyta, Magnoliopsida, Fabales, Fabaceae.
CACAUGGCGAGAACAUCCUUCGAUGCUUCCCAUUCCCAUUCCUUGUCUCUUCUCCUUCCUUUCUCAACCAUUCUUAUCGCUUUCUCAUCAAAUCGCACAACAUGAGUAAACGGAAAGAGUCAGUGAAGAAUUGUGGUUGGGUGAUGUGUAACAGUGCAAGGGUGGAGAAAGAGAAGCAUGGUGUGGUGGGUUUUACUGUGAGGUGAGAAUUGAGAAAGGUUGGUGUCAAAUUGUGAAGCCACAUGUCUGCACAAGGGCUUUUCUACAACAUGCUUCUUCUUCAUCGAGGUUCUUACUCUGCAACUCAAAUGGGGUUGUAGAUUUCACACACAACGCAACAGAAUAACAAACACAAGGCUAGAGUGAACUCCAGCUCUCAAAUUUCGUGGACAUUGGAGAUGUUGGACGUGAUGUCUUUCAGUUAUCCGUUCCAAACAUUAUUACUAGGUUGUGUAGCUGCUCCUACUCGCAGAUACUUUUGCAGGACAAGGUGGUGCCAUGUUCAAGCCACACCCCCAUCUUCAGUUAUUUUGAAUGCAGAUGAAAGUGGGAAGUUUUCUGAGAAGAUUCAUGCCACAAACCUUGCUUCAGGAAAGGGUGCUCCUUUCGCCACUCAGGGAAGUACUGUGGGUAUAAUUGGAGGGGUGUCUGUGGAUGCCACUCUCAAAUUUUUGAGAAAACUUGUGGAGUUGAGUUCAGAAGAUGGAGGAAAUUCUAUUCCUUUUGUACUGUGUUCUGAUCCUCUCUUUAGUAAGGAGCUUCUGUCCUUUGAAAGGAGUUAUUUUGUUUCUAGCACAAGUAGAGCGGAAAAUUUGAAGCUGGAUUCUUCUCCGAUUGUGGAGAGUCUCAGAAACAAGAGGGUUUUUCUUGAGAAUUCUGGGGCCAGUUGCAUAGUCAUGCCUUGUAAUGUGUCACAUUCUUGGUAUGAACAAGUGUGCGAGGGAUGUUCUGUUCCUGUUCUUCACAUGGCCGAGUGUGUUGCCAAGGAGCUCAAGGAAGCUAAGCUAAAGCCUCUUGAAGCCGGUAGUCCUUUGCGGAUUGGAGUGCUAGCAACAAAUGCAACUCUGGCAGCUGGUUUUUAUAAAGAGAAGCUUCAAAAUGAAGGGUUUGAGGUUGUACUGCCUGAUAGAGCAACAAUGGAGCAUACAGUGAUACCUGCAAUUGAAGCUUUGAACAGAAAGGACAUGGAAGGAGCAUGCAAUCUAUUGAGAAUUGCACUUCAAGUUCUUUUGGUGAGAGCAGCAAAUUCUGUUAUUCUUGCUUCUGAUGAUAUGCGGGACCUCUUGCCCCCAGAUGAUCCUCUUCUCAAAAAAUGUGUUGACCCAAUGGACGCAUUAGCCAGGUCAACUGUAAAAUGGGUAAAAUCCUCUGGGCACAUAAUACAUGAAUAACAAAGGAAAGCUACUACUGUAUUUCACUGUGUAUCAAUAUUCUUCUGAUUUCAUUCACAUCGUUCAUUUCAUUAAUGCAAACUCUUGUAUUCACCAUGCUGAAGAUGUAUGUCGGUUUUCAGAGCAUGUAUUGCUUUAUAUCGAUGCGCAAAUCACUGUUAUUUGAGCUU